This is a messenger RNA of Aspergillus wentii DTO 134E9, 702 nucleotides long. RefSeq lists its product as uncharacterized. Gene Ontology annotation, molecular function: oxidoreductase activity. The transcript has 2 exons. NCBI's taxonomy places the organism in Eukaryota, Fungi, Ascomycota, Eurotiomycetes, Eurotiales, Aspergillaceae. The record is from RefSeq and is a predicted model, not a curated record. The coding region runs from base 1 to 702 and encodes 233 amino acids.
AUGGCAGAAGCUGGCCUCCUUCCAAGAACCCAUCCCCACACGAAGUCCUCAUCAAAAUCAAAAGCGUCGCCCUCAACUUCCGCGACAUCGCAUCUCCACCAGCCAGUAUCCCUUUCCCGUGAAGGACAGGUCGUUCCCGGCUCCGACGCAGUUGCUCUGAAGCCGGGUCAGACUAUUCUUUUCCAGGGAACCGGCGGCGUCUCCAUCAACAGCCUCGUCCUCGCCAAAGCAGCCGGCGCCCGAACAAUCGUCACAUCCUCCGACAGCAAGCUCGAAUACGUCAAGUCCAAAUACGGCGUCGACCACAUCAUCAACUACAAACGCACCCCUGACUGGGCCGCCGAAGCAAACCGCCUCACAUCCGGGCUCGGCGUAGACUACAUCCUCGAAAACGGCGGCUCAGGAACCAUCAAGCAGUCCCUGUCUGCGAUUGCGUACGGCGGUGUCAUUUCCGUCAUCGGCUUCCUCUCGUCUGCGACUCAGAAGAAAAUGCCCGAUGUGGCGGGUCUGGCGCUGAGUACGGGGGCUGUUGUGCGGGGGAUUAUGAUCAGGUCGAAGCAGAUGCUGAAGAAUGUGGUGCGGUUUAUUGGGGUGAGGGAGUUGGAUGUUCCUGUUGAGAAGAGUUUCAGGUUUGAGAGGGAUGAGGUUGUCAAGGCGUUUGAUUAUUGGCUGGUGGGGGCAUGUUGGGAAGGGUUGCAUUGA